AUGGUUAUGACGUUGGUCGUGUCCGACCGUGCAUCGGCGGUGAGGAAGCACUUUGGUCCUAAUCCAGUAACCAUCUUUGCCAUUGGCAACCUAGAAAUCAUCUCUCCUCAUAUCUUGAAAGAGGUCUCAUCCGCUGGAAUCCUUCUUAGCCACGCCCCCACCCCACUCGUCACUCUCUACUCCAUUUUGGGUACACUGCCUUGCACGCAUUCCCAAAUAGUGAGCCACCAGCCCAACCCUGGAGUGGAAACCUUCCUCCUUAAAGGACCAUCUGGACCAUCUGUGGUGGAGGAGACACUUGAGGAAACGGUUGAACCUGCCUGCUUUUGCAGAGUAUGCAAAAUUUCUAUCCAAAGCUCUGAUGCUUUCAUCGAGCAUCUUAUGAGUAGAGAACACGCAGGUGCAAGUGCAUGUUCACCCGAGUUCGAUGAACCUCUUUUGUUUUGCGGAUUUUGCGAGUACAGUAGCUACGACCGCCAUAACAUGAUCAUCCACUACAGCAGUUCUGCUUGUUACUACAGCAGUUCUGCUUGUUACUACAGCAGUUCUGCUUGUCACUACAGCAGUGCUUCUUCUUUUAGCAAGAGUCAUUACCCGCUGCCUAAAACCACUGUGGUGUUGUGGGACCUCGACACCUGUCCGGUUCCCCCUGGUUAUGACAUUGGUCGUGUCGGUCCGAGCAUCGAAUCGGCCUUGAAGAAGCUCUUUGAUGGUGGUGCGAUGGAAGUCGAUGAUGUUUUGGACGAUUGGAGAAGGCGUAUUCCAGGUUUGGGAAAGCGGGAGUACAAUGCAAUGCUCAUUUCGGUCUGUAGGCCAGCCGAAACCUAUGGCUCUUAUAAAGAGUGGCUUUGGGAAGACUGGUUGAAAGAGAAAUUGUUUCCUCCCUUGGAGACAAACAGCCCGAUACUUGAGGACAAGUGCAUUGAGAAGGGUGAACAUGAUGCCUGGUUUUGCAGACUAUGCGAAAUUCCCAGCCAAAGCUUUGAUGAUUUCAUUGACCAUCUUAAGAGUGAAGAACACAAAGAGGAGCAGUGGGAGAUGGUGAUUGGACCUGGCCGUAUAGAUGAAACCCAAUCAACUAUACUUAGUUUUAAGAUAUUAGUGUGGAGCUUAAAUGGGUCGGAUUUGGGAUGACAAAUUCUACUCCAACAAUCGUCUCAAUAUUGCAUGUAAAACCAAUUCGAUGGGAUUGUUGAAAAUGGGAAGAAAAAAAAUGAGAAGAAAAGGAUAUGACCUGAUUUGUUUGCAUUAGUAACCCCACCUCUAUUACUUCAUGUAGUCUACAUGUAUAAUAGUCAACAAAUACAUGAUUUUUUCC
Messenger RNA from Thlaspi arvense, 1318 nucleotides. The record is from the annotation of a GenBank genome assembly. Lineage: Eukaryota; Viridiplantae; Streptophyta; Magnoliopsida; Brassicales; Brassicaceae.